AUGAUUUGUCAACCCCAGCACCACGAUGACGAAGAGGAUGACGAUGAUGACGAUGACGUUGACGAUAACGAUGACGAUGACGUUGACGAUAACGACUACUCUGAUGGUGACGGUGACGGUGACGAUGCUGAUGACGAUAACGAUGGCGAUGACGAUAACGACAACGAUGAAGUUGAUAUUGACUUUUUUAAAAAGCACGCCCGUGUGGUGGCAGCGACACUAACGGCGGCGCGCGCAUGCGCCGUGAGUGCCAAGCUGGGAGAACACGCGGCCAUGCUCGCGGUGGCCAUUUGCUGCAUCCUCGUACUCUUGCUGGUCUUCAUCGUGCUCAUCAUCGUCGUUGGACAGAACGUGGAAGCUAAGGGCGGCUCAUAG
This is a messenger RNA of Parnassius mnemosyne (clouded apollo), 375 nucleotides long. The record is from the annotation of a GenBank genome assembly. Lineage: Eukaryota; Metazoa; Arthropoda; Insecta; Lepidoptera; Papilionidae.